AUGCCGGAACAAGCGCAACAAGGGGAACAGUCUGUCAAGAGAAGAAGGGUCACUAGAGCCUGUGAUGAGUGUAGAAAGAAGAAAGUUAAAUGUGAUGGUCAGCAGCCCUGUAUCCAUUGUACUGUGUACUCUUAUGAAUGUACUUAUAAGAAGCCCACAAAGAGGACACAGAACUCCGGAAACUCCGGAGUCCUAGCACUGGGCAAUGCCGCUGCUGCUGGCCCAUCAUCAAGUGCUGUGGUAGCUGCUGCUGCUUCCAAUCCAAAUAAACUUCUUUCAAGCGUUAAAGCAGAAAGGACUAUUUUGCCGGGAGCUUCUACAAUACCUCCAAGUAACAACUCGUCUAAACCAAGAAAGUAUAAGACUAAGAGCACAAGGCUGCAAUCAAAGAUUGACAGGUACAAACAGAUCUUUGACGAGAUCUUCCCGCAGUUACCUGAUAUAGACAAUCUGGAUAUUCCUGUGUUCUUGCAGAUCUUUCACAAUUUUAAGAGGGACUCCCAGUCGUUUCUAGACGACACUGUGAAAGAAUAUAUGUUAAUUGUCAACGACAGUUCUUCUCCAAUCCAACCAGUGCUCUCUUCAAAUUCAAAAAACUCCACACCAGAUGAAUUUUUACCUAAUAUGAAAAGCGACUCGAAUAGUGCCUCUAGCAUCAAUAAGGAACAAGACAGUACAGAUACAUACUCCAAUAUUCCGGUCGGUAGAGAAAUAAAAAUUAUUCUACCACCAAAAGCAAUCGCUUUGCAAUUCGUGAAAAGUACGUGGGAACAUUGCUGUGUUCUUCUCCGAUUUUAUCACAGACCAUCGUUCAUUAGGCAAUUGGAUGAAUUGUAUGAGACAGAUCCGAACAAUUACACGUCCAAGCAAAUGCAAUUUUUACCAUUGUGCUACGCUGCAAUUGCUGUGGGAGCAUUAUUCUCGAAAUCCAUUGUCUCAAAUGACUCUUCAAGGGAAAAGUUUUUACAGGAUGAAGGUUACAAGUACUUCAUUGCGGCAAGGAAACUAAUCGAUAUUACAAAUGCCCGCGACUUAAAUUCCAUACAAGCAAUUUUGAUGCUGUUUAUAUUCUUACAAUGUUCCGCACGUUUAUCAACGUGUUACACUUAUAUCGGUGUGGCCAUGAGAAGUGCUUUGAGAGCUGGCUUUCACAGGAAAUUGAGCUCCAAUUCUGGCUUUAGUCCGAUAGAGAUCGAGAUGAGGAAACGCCUUUUUUACACAAUCUAUAAACUCGACGUUUACAUCAAUGCAAUGUUAGGCUUACCGAGAUCUAUUUCUCCAGAUGAUUUUGAUCAAACUUUACCCCUGGAUUUAUCAGAUGAAAAUAUCACUGAGGUGGCGUACUUACCUGAAAACCAACAUUCCGUUUUAUCAAGUACGGGGAUAUCUAAUGAACAUACGAAACUAUUUUUGAUCUUAAAUGAGAUUAUCUCGGAACUAUAUCCAAUAAAAAAAACUAGUAAUAUAAUUUCUCAUGAAACAGUUACUAGUUUGGAGUUGAAGUUGAGAAAUUGGUUGGAUUCAUUACCUAAAGAACUAAUACCUAACGCGAAGAAUAUCGAUCCUGAAUAUGAAAGGGCAAAUCGCUUAUUACAUUUAUCCUUUUUGCACGUCCAAAUAAUUUUGUACAGGCCUUUUAUUCAUUAUUUGUCACGCAACAUGAAUGCUGAGAAUGUGGAUCCCUUAUGUUACCGGAGAGCAAGAAACUCUAUUGCCGUUGCUAGAACGGUUAUUAAGUUAGCAAAAGAGAUGGUUAGCAAUAAUUUAUUAACUGGUUCAUACUGGUAUGCCUGUUAUACAAUUUUUUACUCCGUUGCAGGUCUCUUAUUUUACAUCCAUGAAGCACAACUGCCUGAUAAGGACAGCGCUAGAGAAUAUUACGACAUUUUGAAAGAUGCAGAAACUGGCAGAAGUGUUCUUAUUCAACUGAAGGAUUCCAGUAUGGCUGCUAGUAGAACCUAUAAUUUAUUGAACCAAAUUUUUGAAAAAUUAAACUCAAAAACUAUCCAACUUACCGCACUACAUUCAUCACCAUCCAACGAAAGCGCUUCUUUGGUGGCUAAUAAUUCCUCCGCUCUGAAACCCCAUUCAGCAGAAUCAUUGCAACCACCUGUAUUCUUUUCCUCUCAAGAUACGAAGAAUAGAUUUUCAUUAGCCAAGAAUGACGAAGGUACCAAUGAUUAUGCCAUGGCAAAUUACCUGAAUAAUACACCGAUUUCCGAAAAUCCUUUAAAUGAAGCACAACAGCAAGAUCAAAUAUCUCAAGGGACGAAUAAUAUGUCCAAUGAAAGAGAUUCGAACAGCUUCCUUUCUACUGAUAUUAGACUUGAUAAUAACGGCCAGCCAAAUAUGCUUGAUGCUGCAGAUGACGUCUUUAUCAGGAAUGACGGCGACAUUCCUGCUAACAAUGCAUUCGAUUUUAGCGGUAAUAAAAGCAAUGCAUCAAAUAACUCCAACCCAGAAACCAUUAACAACAAUUAUAAUGAUAACAGUAACAGUAACAACGAUGGUAAAAGCAACAACAACAAUAGUGACAAUAAUAGUAAUAAUAAUAAUAAUAAUAAUAGUAAUAAUAAUAAUAAUAAUAAUAAUAAUAAUAAUAAUGAUAAUAAUAAUAAUUAUAACAAUAGCAACAAUAGCAACAAUAACAAUAAUAAUAGUAAUGACUUCGGCAUCAAGAUUGAUAACAAUUCACCGUCUUACGAAGGGUUUUCUCAGUUACAAAUACCACUUUCACAAGACAAUGUCAACAUAGAAGAAAAAGGGGAGAUGUCACCCAACGUUGAAAGUAAAAACGAACAAAAUACGGCUGAUUCAAACGAUAUUCUUGGAGUAUUUGAUCAGUUAGACGCUCAACUAUUUGGAAAGUAUUUACCCUUAAAUUACCCUUCCGAAUGA
Messenger RNA from Saccharomyces paradoxus, 2898 nucleotides. RefSeq names its product Asg1p (gene ASG1). Gene Ontology annotation, molecular function: sequence-specific DNA binding; zinc ion binding; DNA-binding transcription factor activity, RNA polymerase II-specific. The record is from RefSeq and is a predicted model, not a curated record. Gene Ontology annotation, biological process: positive regulation of transcription by RNA polymerase II; DNA-templated transcription. The transcript has a single exon. Gene Ontology annotation, cellular component: nucleus. NCBI's taxonomy places the organism in Eukaryota, Fungi, Ascomycota, Saccharomycetes, Saccharomycetales, Saccharomycetaceae. Bases 1 to 2898 code for a protein of 965 amino acids.